This is a messenger RNA of Pezoporus occidentalis (night parrot), 4325 nucleotides long. It is a transcript of the gene LEMD2, whose product is annotated as LEM domain nuclear envelope protein 2. The record is from RefSeq and is a predicted model, not a curated record. Gene Ontology annotation, biological process: negative regulation of BMP signaling pathway; nuclear envelope organization. The transcript is spliced from 10 exons. Gene Ontology annotation, molecular function: chromatin DNA binding. The coding region runs from base 8 to 2326 and encodes 772 amino acids. NCBI's taxonomy places the organism in Eukaryota, Metazoa, Chordata, Aves, Psittaciformes, Psittacidae.
CGCGGCCAUGGCGGAGCUGACAGACGCGGAGCUCCGGAAGGAGCUGGUGGCGCUCGGUUACCGGCCGGGGCCCAUCACCGCCACCACCCGCAAGGUCUACUUGAAGAAGCUGGGCUGCCUGCGGGCUGAGGUGGCGGCGGCCCGGCGCAGGGGCCGCGGAGCUCCGCACAGCCCGGCCCGCACCCCCGCCAGGCCGCAGCAGGCCUCGCCCUCGCGGCAGCGCUCCGGCUUCAACCUCAGCUCCACCGGGGCCGCCCGCGACAGUGAGGAGGAGGAGGAGGAAGAGGAGGAGGAGGAGGAAGGGGGGCGGCUGCCAGCGUCCCGCUGGGGGACGUCUGGGGAGGGCGGCGGGGUGGCCUGGGGGGACUCCCGGGGGUCUCCGCCGGGCCGCGGCGGAGGAUUCGGCUCCAGGGCUGAGGGCGGCCCGUCCCGGGAUGGCUUUGGGGGGCUGAGCCCCUCGGCGCAGUGGGGGGCGUCUGUGGAGAGAAGCGGGGCUGCCGGGGCCGGGCUGGGGCUGUCCCUGGGCGGGCUCGGGGGGCUGAGCUCCUCCUCACAGUGGGACGCGUCCAUAGAGAGAAGCGGGGGCCUGAGCCCCACGUCCCAGUGGGACGCGGCUGCAGAGAGAAGCAGGGGGCUCGGCACCGGGCUGGGCACGUCCCUGGAUGGGUUUCGGAGCUCAGGCUCCACGUCCCAUUGGAGUACGCUUACGGAGAGGAGUGAGGAGCUCAGUGCUGGGUCAGAGCCGUCCCUGGAUGGGUUUCGGGGCUCAGGCUCCUCAGCACAGUGGGGCACGUCCACAGAGAGAAGUGGGGGGCUCAGCAGUGGGUUGAGGCCAUCCCUGGAUAGGUUUCGGGAGCUGGAUUCCACAUCCCAGUGGAGCCCAUCCGCAGAGAGAAGUGGGGGGCUCGGCAUCAGGGCUGGGUCAGGGUCAUCCCUGGAUGGGGUUGGGGGGCUGAGCUCCACGUCCUCCUGGGGCUCCUUCACAGGCAGGAGCGGGGGGCUCGGCUCCAAGCCCCUUUCCAGCGAUGAGGGCCUGAAAUCCAGGAGCCAUUGGAGCACGCUGGGAGGAGGAAUUGGGGGCCAGAGCUCCCGAGCUCAGUGGGAGACGGCAGGGGAAAGGAAGGGGCUCUCUAAUAGCUGGUGGAGAAGGGAAAGCGAGGUGACCCCCAGCACCCAUUGGGGCACCUCGUCGGGAAGCUUGAGUCACCGGGUUGGGAGAGGGAAAGAGGACUUGGCUUCUGGAGUGGAGAAGGAGGCAGGCAGCUGGGGAGGGGGGUUGAUGCGGCGGCUCCCAUGGAGGGCUACCACCGAUGCGGGGCUGGCCUCGGGGAGCUGGUGGGACAGGUCGGGAGCAGGACAAGGAGUAACCCCCCGGACUCGCUUGUUGCGGUCAGCCCCGAGGCAGCAGACAGAGGGAAAGGGCAAAGGCCUCGAGUACUACCUCUCCCAGUUCCUUUGCUUCGCCAGCGUCGUGCUGCUGCUCAUUUUUGUGGGCAUCCUCGUGGUGAAGAUGAUGGGGUCAGGCUGGCUUGACAAGAGAGAGGAGAACUUUAAUCUCUUGCCUGUGGAUUGUGACAAAAGAACAGAUGAUUUCUGUCAAGCUAAACAGAAGGAUGUAGUAAUGAACGUGCUGCACGAGUUGUACAACUACUUAUCCGUUCAAGCUGGUAAUUUUGAAUGUGGAAACCCUGAGAAUCUAAAAAGCAAAUGCAUUUGGGUUAGUGAAGCAAAGGAUCAUGUGGUGAACAUAACUGGUAGUUCCCCACAGAAGUUUGAAGCUGCCCUGCACUGGAUACUAAACAGUAACAAGGAUUUAGGAAUAUGGUUGAAAGGCAAAGACCUUUCAGAACAAGUGACCAAAGUGGAGGAAGUGUUCUGUCUUGAAUCAGCCCAUCCUCAGAUGGGCCUUGGCUGCCGUUUCCGUCGGGCAGUGGUCACUGCUAUCAUGAACCUCUUCCUGUUCUUCUGGUGUCUGAUAACUCUUUGGGGGAUCCUGCUCUUCCUUCGGUAUCGCUGGCGGAAGAUGGAGGAAGAGGAACAAGCCAUGUAUGAAAUGGUGAAGAAGAUCAUAGCUGUUGUCCAGGAUCACUAUAAGGAAUGGGAAAGGAAUUUGGAGCGUUACCCCUAUGUUGGAAUUUUCCAUGUUCGGGACAGCCUCAUCCCUCCUCAGAGCAGAAAAAAAAUGAAGCGGGUGUGGGAGAGAGCUGUGGACUUCCUGGCUUCCAAUGAGUCACGGAUUCAGACAGAGUCACACAGGGUAGCGGGAGAGGAUAUGCUGGUGUGGAGAUGGACUCAGCCUUCUUACGUCUCGGAUUCAGAGCACUGAAGAGGAGCAGGAGUUGAGCAACUGUUGAUACGGACCUCGGCAAGGGGACAGUCCCCUCUCUGGUGGUGGGAAAGAGCAGGUCAUGGUCCUGAUCUCCUGGGGUGGGGGAUUGCACGUAGCUGUUUGCUCUUCUUUCUGAAAAUCUUCACACACACAAAUUCAGGGCAAUAAUGUUGGCUUGGAGAGAAGAUGGGCUUGAGAUGAGAAGCUAGAAUUGCACCAAAGUUAGCCUUCCAGCAGAUGUCUGGCUUCCAGGAGCAAGCAAACCUAGACCAACUUGAAAACAAUAUUAAAAAGGCCUAUCUGAUGUCGAGGGACUUGGGAUCUCUCUGACAAAGCCUUGCAAAUUUGACCUCAGUUCUGCAAAGGCCAACUGGUGGCAAUGUCCAUCAGGGAAUGUGUUAAAGAAGGUUAACAUUUCCCAUGGAAACACUAGGGUGGGAGUUCAGCUGCAUUUUGUUAGGAUUUGUUUUUAUCAGUACAAAAGAGUGAGGAAAGCACUUAGUGAGGAAAAUGUGUUGGCUUCACCCUUUAAAAAAUGGGGAAAAGGGGGCAAAAUUAGGUGAAGGUAGUCCUAGAGGGAGGGCAGUCUGACGUGCCUUGGGGGUUUGGGCUGGGUUGGGUGGGCUGGAAGAGUGCUUGUGACCCUGUUACACUUCUUAAGUCUGCAGUCUGUGUGCUUUAUGAUUUCUGGGAGGGGUGGGGGGAAUUUGGGUGGAAAAUAAAGGAUAUAGGAAGCUUCCAAAAGCGCUUUCUUGUGGCUACAGCCAAAGGGGCUGCUUAGUGAGCUAUUAAAGAGCAGCUUUAGAAAGGCUAUUAGGGCUGAAUGUACAUGUUUAUCCUGGGCAGCUGCAAUGUGUGUGCUGUGUGUCAGAGCAGAGACGUACCAGGCGUGCAGCAUGGGGGUGGGAUUGCUGAGUCAGUGUUCCUGCAGCCUCACAGUGGGUACAAGGAGCACUGAUCAAUCCUCUGUUCAUGCUGCAGGCGUCGUAUUUUGUAAUCUAUAAUAAUUUCUUUACUUAAGUUUUUUAUGUCCAGCAAAAGUGUUUGUUUCAAAGAAAAUAGCACCAGUGUGUGGCAGUUUAGGCUAUAGGCAGAGAUACUGCUGAUCUGCUCUUCCCAAUAACUGCAAAAGAGCUCGCCAAGACAGCAGGGACCAGUUUAAUUUCUGGCAUAAGGUGGCAAAACCUGCAGGGAAGCCAGCUCUCAUUUGAGCCUGUGUCACCGUGGAUGUGGUUCUCCUCAGCACACGGGCACUCUCUGAAUGCCCAUGUUCAUCUCUGGCCCUGGAAGUGUGCUCGGCUUCCUCCCCAGGCUCUGGGUUGGCUUAGAACGGCUGCCAAAGCCCUGCUCUAGCGUUGCGGGCUGCUGGUGCCACACACAAGGUGGGUUCCUGGUGCCAGUCCCUGCUCACCUCUGGGUAUGAGGUCUGCUUCGGUGCGUUUCCCACCUGCACACCCCACAGGCUGCUGCUGCAGGGCUGCAGAGACCCCUCGGGUACCACCAAAGCGAGUGGAGGGAGCGGAUCUCUCCAGGAACAAAGCACGGGGAGGUCUUUCCCAUGAAAUAGGAAAUGAUCUGCGUGGAGUUGACUCUGCCCCCGUAUUUUUGUUAUGGUCACAAAGGGAAGGUGUUUGAAUGGAAGAGGAGAUUCCCACUUGUCUUUGAGACAGCGACCAGCGUCUUCCACUGUUAAUAAAAUAGGGACUAAAGCGAAGGCAGUCUUGGUUCUGCUGAAGUGCUGUAACGAGUUCCUCGCUGCUGCCAUGGAAUCCUUGCAAACACCGGUGCCUACGUUCUUAAGCCUUUUUAAAAUGAAUUUGUGGGGUUUGGCUUAGCUUUUUUUUACCCGUCCAAAUCCAGAAGUGAAGAGUCAGGCAUUGCAGUCAUCUUUUUGUAUUCAACUUGGGUUUGUAGAAUAAAUGUCACUGGCUUGGUGCUGUUCGUAUGUUCAGUUUAGCUCUGUAAAUCAAUACAUACAAUAAAUUUAUAACGAAUG